This is a messenger RNA of Harmonia axyridis, 1286 nucleotides long. RefSeq names its product EF-hand domain-containing protein D2 homolog (gene Swip-1). The coding region runs from base 290 to 874 and encodes 194 amino acids. Gene Ontology annotation, molecular function: calcium ion binding. The record is from RefSeq and is a predicted model, not a curated record. The transcript has 3 exons. NCBI's taxonomy places the organism in Eukaryota, Metazoa, Arthropoda, Insecta, Coleoptera, Coccinellidae.
GCCUCUCGAAUUCGCAUCCCCCGCAUUCGGCUGCAUUCACUUUAAAAAAAUCGCGCCUGCGCGUCCACCGCCAAAUUCAAAAUCGAGCGUGCUGUGCAUUCCACGCCAACUUCGAUUCCUACCUACCGAAUAGGACAACAUAGUUGCGCGUUGAAUCGCCAAGAGAAGAACCGGCUUCUUGUAGCUUCUCGCUUUCAGGCACGUGCUGUCAGUGCGUGUUACCAACGCGAAGAAUCGCAGCAUUUAACAGUUGAGUUUCUUUGUUGAAAACAUCGAUUUUCGUACGAAAAUGCCAGCAGAUUCGGAGUUGAAUUCAGUGUUGAUGAGGAGACAGGAGAUCAACAACGCUUUGGACAAUGGUGAUAGUGUUAGAGUCUCAUAUAGGGUUGUCAAUGUUUACACCGAGUUCCAUGAGUUUACCAGAAAAGAGAUCAAACAGUAUGAGGCUGUAUUCAAGAGAUUCAAUACCAAUAAGGACAACUUCCUCAGUUUAACAGAACUGAAACGAAUGAUGGAAGUUCUUGGAGCUCCACAAACUCACCUUGGUCUCAAAACCAUGAUCAAAGAAGUUGAUGAAGAUGACGAUGGCCGAUUGUCCUUCAGAGAAUUCUUAUUGGUUUAUAGAAAAGCGAGAGCAGGUGAACUAGAUGAAGAUUCAGGUUUGGGACAGUUGGCAAAAUUGACGGAAAUAGAUGUAGAUAAGGUUGGAGUUAAUGGCGCGAAAAACUUCUUUGAAGCUAAGAUCGAGGAACAGAAGAAAUUAAGCAAAUUUGAAAAUGAAAUAAGAGAAGAACAAGAAGAAAGGAAACGUUUAGAAGACGAAAAAGCAAUAAGGAGGCAACAGUUUUUAGAGAAAGCAGCAGUGUUCAAAUAAACUCAUUUUAUUCAAUGCUUGUUAAUAUUUAUACAUAUUUUAUAUCGAAUUAAGGUUUGACUGACUUAUUCUUAUGUUGUAAAUUACACAAAAUCACAAAUUACAUAAUGCGUUAGCACCAUAAGUAAAACUAAUUAAUUUUUAUAGAUUUAUUGAAAUUUUAUUCCCUUUGUAAAUAAUUUCAAAUAAUGUAUUGUACAAAUUGAUGAAUUUUAAGCAUUUAGAGUAGCAUUACAACAUCUAGUUAGAAUUUUCAGUUUAUGAGGAAAUUAUAUGGAGUAUUACUCUAUAUAUAUAUAGGUAGGUACUUCCUAUAUUUUUAGUCUCGAAUUAUACUUGAAAUUAAAUUUUUGACUUGAAUUUCUACGCACUUAUGUAUUCUGUUUCUUUUAUUAAAGAUAUUCGAAUAGAA